This is a messenger RNA of Mercenaria mercenaria, 1020 nucleotides long. Its product is annotated as chitin synthase chs-2-like. NCBI's taxonomy places the organism in Eukaryota, Metazoa, Mollusca, Bivalvia, Venerida, Veneridae. Gene Ontology annotation, molecular function: chitin synthase activity. Gene Ontology annotation, cellular component: cell septum; cell periphery. The transcript has 8 exons. Bases 1 to 1020 code for a protein of 339 amino acids. The record is from RefSeq and is a predicted model, not a curated record.
AUGUAUUUCUUUACAAUAACAGCUACAGAAGAAGAUGUCUUCAUUUUGACUACGGACGGAGACGUAAAGUUCACCUCAAAUUCAAUAGCCUUCCUUCUUGAUUUGAUGGUUCGUGACGACAGUGUGGGCGCAGUAUGUGCGCGGACGUUUACUCUAGGAAAUGGUCCAGUUGUUUGGUAUCAAGAUUUUGAGUAUGCUAUCGGUCAUUGGUUUCAAAAGGCAGCAGAACAUGUGAUUGGAUCAGUUCUCUGUUCGCCUGGAUGUUUUAGCGUGUACAGAUGUAAAGCAAUUCGGGAGGUUCUAACAACCUACGCAUCCAAUGUAAAUCGUGCAACUGAUUUUCUUACAAAGGAUAUGGGAGAAGACAGAUGGCUUUGCACACUUAUGGUUCAGGCUGGAAGACGCAUUGAAUAUUGUGCUGCUUCAGAAAAUAGUACACAUUGUCCAGAGACAUUUGAUGAGUUUUUCAAACAAAGGCGGCGAUGGGUGGUUUCAACAUUAGCAAAUAUGAUGCUGCUGUUGCAGCAAUGGACAUAUGUUUAUAAAUACAACCACCGUGUUUCAUUUCUGUUCCUGGUUUACCAAGCUGUCUUGCUUUUCGCUACCCUGAUUGGACCAAGUUCUGUUGUGUUGGUUAUAUGUGGUAAGAUACAUAGCGGCUUGAAGUAUUCCUGGAACUGGAAUCCAGUUCUUACACUCCUUUUGCAGUUGAUGAUAUGUGUAGGAUUCACUAUAAUAUGUCUUAUUACAUCGACAAAAACUCAGCUUACCGUUGCGAAGAUCUUAACAUUUUUGUAUGCAGUCGUCAUGACAGCCGUCGCAGUUGGAACAGCAUUGCAGAUCUCAAACGAUGUUAAUGGAUUGCCAGGAGCAGAGGCGAAUUGUCAGAACCUAGAUUCUCUGAACAACCUGCGAAUAGAUCUGGAGUGGGAAUCUGUUGCUUACCUUCUGAAAAUAGCCAACUUCCCAAACAAGAAAGAAAUGAGCCAUUACUCCGACCGAUACAAGAAGAUAAAAUGA